Molecule: messenger RNA, 1244 nt
Organism: Ruditapes philippinarum (Manila clam)
Lineage: Eukaryota; Metazoa; Mollusca; Bivalvia; Venerida; Veneridae
Product: neuronal calcium sensor 1-like
Exons: 7
Coding region: 378-959 (193 amino acids)
Molecular function (GO): calcium ion binding
Source: RefSeq, a predicted model, not a curated record
UGGGGGAAAAAAAAGACAGCUUAUGUUAUUGAUACAAGUAGUAUCACAUCUCAACAUAGCUAUGAAUGUCUUUGAUGAGAAUAAAAAUCGUUUGUAGCACAAUUAAAAUAAUGGUCUCAUUUUCCUUGAAAAAUUCUAUCCAUUAGGCAAUACCUAAGCAGAAAGGUUCAACAAUGAAUUGAUGACAAAUAAAACAACAACAACGUUAAAGGUACCUGCUACACAAGGAAUCAAUAGUCACUGCAUUAAAUGCUAGGACAGGACAGUACCAACAACAUAUCAGUAUACGAGCUGCUAGUGAUUCUGUUUCAAUCAGUUUUUUUCCGCGGAUAAUGAAGGGUCGCUGGUAUGAUUAUUAGUAAAGAUGGUAGGAUAACAUGGGGAAACGUGCCAGUAAACUAAGCUCAACCGAAGUCAAGGAUCUAAUGGGAUGUACCUACUUCAACAAAGGAGAGUUACAGCACUGGUACAGAGAUUUUCUGAGAGAAUGUCCAAAUGGGGCACUAAAACAAGAGGAAUUUGAAUCUAUUUACCAGCAGUUUUUCCCGCAUGGAAGUCCCAAGAAGUUUGCCUCAUAUGUGUUUAAUAUAUUUGAUACAAAUAAGGAUGGUAUGAUAUCAUUUAAAGAGUUUAUUUGUGCCUUGUCUAUAACCUCUAGAGGAACACUUGAUGAAAAACUAGAUUGGGCGUUUAGCCUAUAUGAUGUUGACAAUGAUGGGUUUAUCACUCGUACAGAAAUGAUCGACAUUAUUGAUGCUAUUUAUAGCAUGGUCGGUAACCUAAUCGACUUGCCUAAAGAUGAAGACACACCGGAGAAACGGGCCAACAAAAUAUUUCAACAAAUGGAUAUGAAUCGAGAUGGAAUGCUGUCAAAAGACGAGUUCAGAGAGGGAUCUAAGAGUGACCCUUGGAUCGUGCAAGCCCUUACAAUUGACACAGGACCACAUAUCCACAGCUGACAGCAUUGCAAUCUCAUUCAGACAUGUAAACUUAAUGCUGAUUGGUUGAAUUGUAAAGUAGAAUGAAUUUGAUUGGUUACACAAUUUCGAAUUUAGAUUAAGAUCAUUGUAUUGGAUUAUCUGAUUGGCUCUCAUCAUUUUUAGCUGAUUUUGAAUAAAGAAGGUUGGAUUUGAUUAGCUAAUUUUAAAUAGAAAUAGUCUAUAAAAGUUUCUUAAAUAAGUAUAAUGAAAUUGUAACUGUAUUAUGUUAAGAUAUUUGCCUAUAUUACCCAGAUUUUUAUCAAU